CCUCUGCGAAUACGGUUAGCUCCGCUUCUUGUGACAGUAAGCCGUCUGCUCAGCGCCGACUAUUCCAUUGAAAGAAAAAAAUGUUACUUGCUAACAAGGAUGUUAUAAAAUGGCUCGGAUUUUCUUCUUUUGAAAUUUUUAUCCAGCUAUCAUGCCUAUUGGUUUGCACCAUUCUCAUCAUGUGCAAGGUUGAACUUGAAAGCUUUGCUGACAUAUCAUGGUGGAGGAUUUUCAUUCCAAUGUUUGCUGCGGAUGGAAUGACUUUAUAUUUCAGCACCAUUGUGUUUAUUCGUACUUUUCAUAAAGGAAACCACAAAGAAGCAUUUAGAAGAGUUUUGUGGGUUUCGUUACUCUUAGUGCUGCUGUUCUUAUUCAAGAUGCUACUCUGCCAGCUAUUAGAAGGUGCAAAAAAGACAUCAGCAGCCGGCGUCAUGUCACCUUUAUUCGUUCUUUGGGGUCUGCUCAUAAUAAGAGCUUGUAAAGUGACUUGAAACGCUAUACUACGAGAAUUCUGUGACCCGAAAUGCGAUCGGCUCAGGCAAAGGGGCCACAAUACUCUGCUUCAAUAUGGCCUUGGUUUGGCGCCCAAUUUCUUCAAAUGGAAUAAUCCAAUAACACUGACUGCUGUCAAUUGGAUUGGGCCAAAU
Molecule: messenger RNA, 647 nt
Organism: Styela clava
Lineage: Eukaryota; Metazoa; Chordata; Ascidiacea; Stolidobranchia; Styelidae
Product: transmembrane protein 203-like
Biological process (GO): intracellular calcium ion homeostasis
Cellular component (GO): endoplasmic reticulum
Source: RefSeq, a predicted model, not a curated record